AUGGCAUCCGACGAGUCGCUCCCUACCCUGAAGAUCUUGAUGAUCGGGCCCUCUGGUGCAGGGAAAUCAGCCUUGUUGAUCCGGUACUGCGAUGACCAGUUCGACAACGAGAGCGCGACCGCGACCAUCGGUAUGAAAACCCUCUCCAUCCACGGCACCCCCUACCGUCUCAACCUCCUCGAUACCGCCGGACAAGAGCGCUUCCGCACCCUCUCGAACAGCUACUACCGCGGUGCCCACGGCGUGAUCUUGGUCUACGACAUCUCGAACCGGGACUCGUUCCUCGCCAUGGAGCGGUGGUUUGACGAAGUCGAAGCCAACGCCCAGCCAAACACGGUGACCUACCUCGUAGGCGCUAAACUGGACCGCGCUGCGGGAGGAGGAGGAGGUGUUGGGAAGGGCGGCAGGAUGGUGAGCGAGGACGAGGGCAGACGGUUGGCGGCCGAGAGGGGCGCGAGCGGGUGGUGUGAGGUCAGCAGCAAGACGAGGGAGAAUGUCAGGAAGCCGUUCUCGGAGGUGGUGGGGGAGAUUGUCAAGAGGCCUGAACUGAUGAGGGCGGGGAGGAGGGGUAACGUAAGUGUGGUUGGAGGGCAGGGCGACGCGGGUAUGUGCGCCUGCUAA
Messenger RNA from Drepanopeziza brunnea f. sp. 'multigermtubi' MB_m1, 621 nucleotides. Lineage: Eukaryota; Fungi; Ascomycota; Leotiomycetes; Helotiales; Drepanopezizaceae. The record is from RefSeq and is a predicted model, not a curated record.